This is a messenger RNA of Pseudopipra pipra, 4208 nucleotides long. RefSeq names its product secreted frizzled-related protein 5-like. The transcript is spliced from 4 exons. The coding region runs from base 2105 to 3028 and encodes 307 amino acids. The record is from RefSeq and is a predicted model, not a curated record. Gene Ontology annotation, molecular function: Wnt-protein binding. Lineage: Eukaryota; Metazoa; Chordata; Aves; Passeriformes; Pipridae. Gene Ontology annotation, biological process: canonical Wnt signaling pathway; non-canonical Wnt signaling pathway.
UUUCUAAAGCAAAAGUGUGAGCACCAACAGAGACUGAGGAACUGUUACAGUGGGAUCCCAUGCCACUGGCAGGAGACUCAGGAAAAAAAAAAAAAGAGGUGGGGUGUAAUUUAGGAAUUGCCUAAGUUUGGGACAUUCAAAGACAUCCACCUUUCUACCAGAAGAGCUCUCAAAGAGCAUACACCACACACCUGAGCUGCUGGAGGCAGGUAUUUUUACAGCAGCAGUUCCUAAAUGUUUGGAUGCAGAGGUCAAGCCCUUAAACUCUCUCACACAUACCACAAUGGACAAAGGAGUGAACAAACGUGCAUAUCACUGCAUAUUACCAUUUCAAAGGUGCCAUGUUAAUCACAGUCUGGGAAUUGCUGCUUUACAGGAAGGGAGGCCAAAAAUCCUUACAGUGGGCAGUGGUGACAGCCCAGGUUUCAGGCUUCCUUGUUCUUUGCACAAAACCAAAUACCUUUCGCACAUAUAAUUCGGGGGGGCAUGGUCCAGUGCUCUACUAUAAAACUCAAACAGAAAGGAGAAAAAUUCUAACUUUUUCCCACUCAUUCUCUUGAUCCUCCACUAAAAAUGGUCUUCAAAUGCAAUAUUAAAGGGGAACAUACUGCACAUGGAGGAUGCCACACUCCAUAUCCAGGUAUUACCAGCUUUCCUUUGCAGCAUAAACCCAGCAGCAAUCAGGCAAUUCCAGGAUCCCAAGCAAAUUUAAAUGCAGAGAAAUCCUCCAAUGACCAUGAGGAGAUUUCUAGCUGCAUGGUAUACUUGGAAAGUGCUGGCAAGGUCCCAUUCCAGAGUUAGACUGUGGCCCAGAAGGUUGAGAGGAUCCUCCUGGCUGGUAUCUGUCACUACUGUGGUGAUCUUGUUACCAGCUACUGAGAUUUUUGAAAAGGGAAAGAAAAGCCACCAACACAGGACAGCUUAAGUGCUCCUAGAUCCAAGGUCCUGCUCUCCAAAACUGCAGCUUCCUGGAGCUCCUGCAGGUAUGUGCCAAAGACAUAUUAUAGAUCAACUAUGGCAGCAAUCCUCAAAUGGGGGAAAAAAAUUAAUUACUUCCGUGACCUGAAAUCAACCAUAUCGGCUCAAGCUGUCAAUAAGCAGUUGGCUUCUUGCUAAGCACAGACUAGAACUAGCACUGUAGAGAAUGGGCUGUUCCUGGGAAGCCCCAGGAACACAAUGCAGCCAGCUGUAUCUGUAACACCCUCCCAGGAAGCAAUUUCCGCCACAGGCAGCGCAGGGUCCUUGUGCCAGAGGAUGUUUCAGAGCUGGAGCUUCCACUGACCAGUUUGAACCUCGUGGCAUAGCACCAGCUCCAAAUGAACUGUGUGUGCUGGCAACCAGCACCCCCACUAUUUCCAGCUCCCCAGACUGGGCUACAAUAAUGAUGGAUUAUGGAAUCUUAAUUAUGUGCUGGAGGAAGGACAAUUCUGCUCUUCAGUGGUAGUAACAGGAUUUCAGAAGGAAGCAGGAAUUCUGUUAACCAGAAAGCGUGCUGUCAUGCAGGUUGCAAGGUGAGAGGGUUUCCAGCUGAGUGCUGCCAAUCCUAUCCGCAAACAACCUGGCUCCACAGCUGCAAAUUAGUUCCUCUCUGCCCUCAGCUCUCCUAAACAGUUAACUUCUGGCUGUGAGACCAUCCUAUCUCCCUGCCUGUUCAACAAUAGAUCCAGCUAAACAAAUGCCUCCUAAUUGACUUUGAGCAACACUUGAUUGCUUUCACAAAAAACAAAAGAGAGGAAAACAUUGGGGUUUAUGAAAUAAUGACUAAUCCUGGAGCAAGAGAAAGGGGAUGGGUUGGAGCACUGGUGUCAAACAGAGAUUCAAUUUUGGCUGAAAGAGCCCCAAGACACAUGGGCCAAGUCAUUCAUCCCUCCCCAACUGCCCUCAUUUCCACACCUGCUGAUCUAAGCCAAACCCCUGCUAAAAUACAAACAAUCGGGGCCGCUGGCAAACAAAAAUUGGAGCAUUGUCUUCCCCAUGAGGGCUCUGAAAGGGCCGCACUUAAUGAGGAUGGAUUGACAGAGAGGUGGCUCCUAGGCUAUAAAAGGCAUCUCACAGUCAGGAGCAGCUCAGUCCAGGGUGCACUGCCCGUCCUCCCGCUCUGAGCAUGGUCACAGCCCACCGCAGGCACCCCUCGAGGGUGGGUGGCCCAUGGCUGCUGGGUCUCAUGGUGUGGCUGCUGCUCUGGGGCUCUCCGGGAGCCUGGGCGAGCUACCUGAGGAGAUCCUCCAGCUGCAUGCCCAUCCCACACCGCAUGGCCUUGUGCUACGAUAUCGGCUACUCCGAGAUGAGGAUCCCCAACCUGCUGGAGCAUGAGACCAUGACAGAAGUCAUCCAGCAGUCUUCCAGCUGGCUGCCCUUGCUGGCCAGGGAGUGCCACCCAGAUGCAAGGAUUUUCCUCUGCUCCCUCUUUGCACCAAUCUGCUUGGACAGGCUCAUCUACCCCUGCCGCAGCCUCUGCGAAGCCGUCAAGAGAAGCUGCGCGCCCGUCAUGGCUUGUUAUGGCUACCCCUGGCCUGAAAUCCUGAACUGCAACAAGUUCCCUGCAGAUCAUGAGCUGUGCAUUGCAGCAGUCUCCAUGGAUGAAAAUGCCUCCAGCAGGAGAACAGUGCCCCGAGCCAGCUGCAAGGACUGCGAGCUCGAGGAGGCCAGCACUGCCAGGGAGAUCCUGGAAAGCCUCUGUGCCAAUGAUUUUGCAGUGAAAAUCCGGAUCCUGAGGAAGAACACAACCACGAGUAUCUCGGACUUUGACCUGGACCCUUCCAGGGUGGAGGUGCUGAAGCAUGGCCCACUCCUCAGGACUGAAAUCCCCUCCAGGCUCCAGCAGUGGCUGGACAUUGAUGCCACCUGCGCCCACAACAUCAUGAGGGGCACUCAUGCUGGGGUCUUUGUUGUAAGUGGCGAGGUACAGAGUGACAAGGUGGUGGUGAACAAGGCCUAUGCCUGGCAGAAGAGGAACAGGAACCUACACCAGGCGGUGCGGAGGUGGAAACAUCACCGCUGCCCUGAGCAGGCGGGACGGAAGGUCUGAAAAAUCUCAAUUCCAACAAUAAGAAACUGCUCCCUUCCCUAUGGCUAGAAAACUCCUUUCCCUGGCAAGUGGUGCUUUGGAGAUGUACAGUCAGUAUUUCUAGGUGAUUCGAAGCGGUCAUAGUGCACAGAUAGGGCCUCACUACAGAUCCCUGUUUUACCAAGACAGAGCUUAAGGAUGCAAGUUUAACACGUUCCUCUAAUGAGGCUCUGCAGAUCCAGGAUGUGUGAUGGACAGCUUUGUGUAGGAUCCAACAUCACAACAAAACUGAACUCUGCAGGUGAGCACAAACUAGAAAGACCUGUAGUAACAGUUCCUUCUAGUUCUCGCCAUCAGAGCUGGUAUUUCAGCUUCACUAUUUGACCCUGAGACAUUGAUGCUGUUCCAGUGCCUGCUUGCUUUCUGUCCAGAGAUUACAUGAAAGCUGCCCUGACUGCUAAGUGAUAGUUUUUAUGUAAUGGAGCAAAUACUUUACUCUUGAACAGCCUGAGGUAAAUUAAGGGGGUGAAGAACCCACCCCAGCAAUGCCCAGACCCUUAAAAAAUGCACACUAAACUCUGCUCUUGAGCAGUCACUCAGGCUGUCCCUUUAGCUUCCUGCACUGAGAACUCAUGAGCAUCUGCACAGGUAAAAGGAAACAGCCAUUCUCAAGCAGGAAAGGCACAGAGCAAAGAUAGCUGAGGGUUUCUGCAUAACAGGGAAAACCAUUUUCCAACAUCAGAAAUUCAGUUUGGAUCAGAAGAUUCCAGUAACCAGGGAUAUCACAAGAGCCUUGAAAAACAGCAGAGUGUGAGUGAGACAUCAGCUGUUAAAAGCUCUGCUUUGGUGUGAUCAGCAGCUUUGCUCGGGACUGGGAGGUGAGCCCCAGCCACAGCACAGAAGGUGCUACUUGCAGUUCUGAUAUAGAAGCAGAGGAGAAACGUUCCACAGCUGCCUGGCCUUCCAGCUGCACACAGGGAAGACAGAAAAGGUGGGAAAACUCAGCCUCACCAAGUCCUCCGCAGCUCACUCUCACCCCAGCAGGAUUGUCGCUCCCUGCAGGGUACCCACAGCCACAGCUCUGUGCUCCAGACCCCAGAGCAGAAAACAGCAAAUCCCCUAAUGAGAAUCCCUCAUGAGUCAGAUUUCUACUGCCUAACAAAGCACAGUCCAUGGAAAGUUUUCUAUAUUGACUUAAACC